CUCCAGAGAAUGACUACUAGUUGACUAGAGAGGUCUUAACAGCUGUGGCAGUACUCCGCUCACGGGACUGAGAUUAUAGACACAUCAUAUUAACACACUGACAAGUGGCUAAUGUUUUUUCUUCUAGAUCUAGAAUCAAAUAUUCAGCACACAGUGUCUGAUUUCUCUGCUGGAGUGUGGCAUGGAUUUAAACAGCUUUAGUCACAUUGAAUAUUCAUGAGCCUGCUGCUGUUCUCCAGGAGCGUGCAGGAGUCCAACCUGUUGUUGAUCAAAAGUAAAACUGAUAUCCUCUUAAAAUAACAGCGGCUGAAGAAUAUUGAGGCUCCCAGACACUUCCAUUCACAUUUUUCAAAAAGCAAAAGCAUCCUCGGUGUAAAUGACCCCUUAAAACUAACUAAAAAGAAUAAAAAGCAUCAGGAUUAUUGCUGGCUGUAAGACGAGAGCAAACACUGCUGAAUGUUUUGAAGCUCAGAGUCACAGGGCCCUGGGAGAGACUGAAAGGGAUUUUAUUACAAAGAGAACAAACCUGGAGAUUAUUACGUGAAACAAAACCAUAUCCAAUCAGAAAGCGAGCUGACAGAAGACCGAAGCAUGAUGAGAAACGAAGGAUUCAGACGGCAGAGAUCCAUCCGUUUGAAGAUUUGAAGCGUUUCCUGGAAAACACUGAUUCUGAGAGAUUGGGAGCCUGUGUGUGUGUGUGUGUGUGUGUGUGUGUGUGUGUGUGUGUGCUGUCUUCAUCCCAGUAUAAGAGCACAGUGGUCAAAUAUAGAACUUUUUGUCCUUUUUGUCCUCAUGUUUGUGGUCUCUCACAUUUAGACAAUCUUAUAAGAUUAAAAAAUCUUGUAGUGCGUCCUCAGCCUUAAACACAGUUCUUCAGGUGAUGUUAAACGCACACAAAGAUGACCGCGAAGAUAAACAGUCUUUAAUGGUAAUACAGCCUCGAAUCAGAAAUAUGACAAAAAACUGUGGAAAAACACCAUAAAACGAUGGGACUGGACAGAAACAAUCAUCACAAAUGCUUGAGUUAUUUGUAGCAUUUACUUGUAAUAUUGAAAAUAUGUAUUAGAAUCACAAAAAGACACUUUUUUAAUCCCUCUCUGAGAACCUCUGCUAAAAGACUAGAUAAACAGUCCUGAAAGAUCUAGUGUACUGUACUCAAUGUUACUUUAAUUUACUUCAAAAAACACUAUUUACUCUAUUUUACUAUUUUAUUUUUCACAUUUUACAACUAUUGCAUCGAAUGAAACCCAUGUUUUUGUCAGCCAAACUCUGUUCUCCUGUUUCCUCCUGAGAUUAAUAUCCUCUAAUAUUUUAGAUAUGUAAAAUUAGGUCUGGUGUGAGAUAUUUAUUAAAAGAAAGCCUUGGCACUCGAUGAGAAAUACCAUUUUUACUCCACAAUCAAGAGAUUUUAACCAAUGUUAUAGAUUUUUUUCAUUAAGACCAUAAAGAACCAUAUUAUCAUGUGGAAAAUGACCCUUUCUGGAUAAGGAUUUUAAACGUUUAAUUUUUACUAUGCUCCAAAUUCAAUUUGAGCAUACUUCAUUUAAGCGAAUCGAUUCCUUCGAACUGCUCCAAACAUUACAAAUAAUUAACUGAGUGAUUAAUUUCGCUCAUUAUAUUGUCAGGGCUAAUAAAACAAAACGGCGGGUCCGGUGACCGCUCCGAGAGUCCAGUUCGGACCGAAACGAUCCGUUCAAACGAGUCGAUUCGAUUCAGAAUCAACACUACGUCAAGAUUCACUCCGGCGCGCUCACACAGCCGAGGCGCGAGCGUCGCGUUCACGCGUCUGCGGGUGAAGCGCUCGUCGUUUCGUGAUUUUCUCCGUUCUCUGGACCGCUGCAGGUGAAGCGCUGGGCGUCGCGUCGCCGGGAUGGAGCUCCGCUGGACCUGAUCCGUGUGGAGAUGGAUAGAAGGUUCUCUUCAGGAGACAAAGACGAGCUCCACGUGGAGGAUGUGAGGAUGCGUGAGCGUCUGCUGUGGGACGAGCCGCUGCAGAUCUCCUGGCUGAUGGAGGCCGAGCCGUUCACCUCCUCCCUCCAGGCGUUGGCUCCUGUGGCGGGCCCCGGCAUGACCCUGGAGCAGAAGACCACCUUUGCCUUCGUCAUCUUCCUCUUCGUCUUCCUCUGCAUGCUGAUCGUGCGCUGCUUCCGUAUCCUGCUGGACCCCUACCGCAGCAUGCCCACCUCCACCUGGGCCGACGGCCUGGACGGCCUGGAGAAGGGACAGUUUGACUACACGCUGGCGUAGACACACACACACACACACACACACACCGCUCACUGCCAUCCACAUACACUACUAGAUGUUGUUUGAGAAGAUAAGUGUGCAGUGGUUUAUCUUCCAGGUCGAGCGGAUCUGGAGACACAGGGUAGCCCUCUUUUAUAUCCUCGUCCCGUCCUCGUGUGUCUGUGCUGUCUUUAACUGCCAAGUACAAACCUCUAGAAGAGAAGCUCUUUCUAAGACCGUUUAUAAGCACUUCAUAUGACGCUUUUGUCGAAAUAGCCUUAAAAAAAAACGUCCACCGUCAAAGUUUACAUGAUUCAUUCCUGGCAGGUACUGCAGAGCUUCUGGUCACAUCCUGGCCUUUUUAGAGAUGACUACGCAGUUAGGACAGGCUUCUUAGAUGAGCUGCUGAUUCAUAGCGUGUGCAACACGUGGCUCCUUCACAGGUUCUUUACGUCAGAAAGGAUCUGUCAGCCUUAGCACAAUAAAUACUCCUAGAUCUACCUGUAUGUUCGUAGGCUGUAGUUUCGUAAGCCUUAACCCGUGAAGCUGCCAUCAGGAGAAGCAUCGUAAUGUGAAGUCGCACGAGCCAUUUAGGUCUUCCAUCCUUCGAACGCUAGUCUAGAAAACCCACGCUCUCGAGAGCCGAGGUGAACGCUCCUCUUCCUCACCGGUGAUAAUCGUGAUGAUUUUAGUUGCACUACUUCAUUGAACCUGCUGUCACUGUGAAAGAGCACUCAGUCAAGGACGUGUCAUCCUGAUUUAACAAUCCUGUUUGAAAGACGGAAGAGAUCGGUUUUCAUCGUUCCUCGUGAAGCUGCUCUCUAGACCAAGCACUAAACGGCUGUCUGUGAGUUUCAGUACAGUGUGUGGAGCCUCAAAACUAUUAGACCUUCAUACUGUUUAGAAAUAAGUGUCUAUAAAACAGAGAAGUAAUACAAAGCACCAGUAUAUUCAAACACAAGAUAAAGCUGAAUUACAAUGCUUUGUUUUAAUAGUGUCACGACCUCAUUUAUGUCUCAAAGAGAUGAUGAAUAAAACAUUUCCAAAGCAGACA
Puntigrus tetrazona (Sumatra barb) is the source of this 3280-nucleotide messenger RNA. Its product is annotated as cortexin-3. Lineage: Eukaryota; Metazoa; Chordata; Actinopteri; Cypriniformes; Cyprinidae. Bases 1903 to 2247 code for a protein of 114 amino acids. The record is from RefSeq and is a predicted model, not a curated record. The transcript has 2 exons.